GCUGCCUCAGCCAGAGAGCAUCAUUUCCCUACAUCUUCACCAAAACACGGCGGGACGACGGAAAAUCAGAAGCCAUGCAUCUAUCUUCUGCCCGAUUUGUGAUAGAAUAUCGUUACGCGUUACGUUAGCCGCUUGGCUAGCGUAAUGCUACACAACAUGAAGCUUUUCCCGUGAUGAUGAGGAGACAUAAUAGCCAGUGUUUGGACCCGAAAAGAAUAUAGUUAUCCUGAGCAGUGUCGAACUGGGCUGAGCCUCUUUCUUUUAGUGUUUUUUAUACAUUUGAUACAGCGUUUCUGCUAAUAAUCGCAUAUUGCGAGUUAUUUUAUUGUAAUAUUUUCUCUGCUGAUGCGAACAAAAUCAGUCGCGCUCCAACUGCGAAGAAGCACAGAUAGAAGUAUCCGCCUCACAACAUAAGGUGCCUGACACUUCCCAGGUUUAAGACUACUUUCUUUGGUGCCAUAAAAGAAAAAGACUUUCCAAUGGAAAUCUCAGCUGAUCCUUUACUUUACAUUAAUGAAUGUUUGUGCCACCAUUUCAAUCAUCUGUUAAUCAGAGACUCUAAGUGCUUGUUUUUGGACUGAGUGGACCAAAAUAUGGAAUAUCCUAAGGCUUCAGCCACAACUUGGCACAUAUGAUCACAAACAAGCUGGCUACACUGAUUUUAGCAACUGUCGGUGUAGCUGGUGGUGUGGCCCCCUUGUCCUCAUUGGUGACCCCAUGACCCCUGCUGAAGUCAGAUAGUUGCACCUCAGCAAAACCACAUGUCAUCAUCAAAGAUCUAACAGCAUCAGAUAUCACCCAUACAAGCAUGGAGAUGAGCGCAUGCCUGUAACCGCGCCGCGCCGGAGUUGUCGUGGUUGACGGUCAUCUCCCUCUGCCAUGACCCGGCUGAUGUUGGGCCGGACUCUGGAGCGCAUUUGCAAAGCCGUCCUGCUGCUCUGCCUGCUCCACUUCCUCAUCAUGAUGAUUCUGUACUUUGACGUAUAUUCGCAGCGCUUUGAUCUGUUCAGCCGCUUCAACAAUGGCCGGAACGGAUCCAGAAAUAACGUGAGUGGAGCAGGGAGUGGACAUCAUUAUUACUACUACAACCUCUCAAGGCCAAAUGCAACAUUAGCCAGCUACCUAGCCACAGGUGAACAGCUGGUGCCAAGUUUGCAGCCUGAGAACAAUCAGACACCCUCUCCCAAACCACUGCCGCCAUGUCCUGAGAACCCACCCGGCCUCGUGGGACGUUUGUUGAUCGAGUUCAGUUCCCAGAUGACGAUGGAACGAGUGCAAAAAGAAAACCCCAACGUCACAGAGGGAGGCCGAUACACCCCACCCGAUUGUCGACCAAGAUGGAAGGUUGCCAUCAUCAUCCCGUUUCGUCAUAGAGAAAAUCACCUGAAGUACUGGCUCCAUUACCUUCACCCUAUUCUUAGACGACAGAAGAUUGACUACGGCAUCUACAUCAUCAACCAGCUGGGUGAGGACACUUUUAAUCGUGCAAAGUUGUUGAAUGUUGGCUACACAGAAGCGCUGAAGGAUGCAGAGUAUGACUGCUUCAUCUUCAGCGACGUGGAUCUGAUUCCUAUGGAUGACCGCAACCUUUACCACUGUUACGACCAGCCGAGACACUUUGCAAUCGCCAUGGACAAGUUUGGCUUCAGGCUGCCCUAUGCAGGCUACUUCGGAGGAGUUUCAGGCCUCAGUAAAAAGCAGUUUCUGAAGAUCAAUGGCUUUCCAAACGAGUACUGGGGCUGGGGAGGGGAGGAUGACGACAUUUACAACAGGAUCACUCUGAAUGGGAUGAAGGUGUCCAGACCAGACGUGCGCAUCGGCCGCUACAGAAUGAUUAAGCACGAGAGAGACAAACACAACGAGCCCAACCCACAGAGAUUCAACAAAAUACAGAACACAAAGAACACAAUGAAGAAGGACGGCAUCAGCUCCCUGACCUAUAAACUGGUUCAGGUCAAGAAGUAUCCUCUGUACACAAACAUUUCUGUGGAGAUCGGCAAGCCACCGCCUCGGCCCUUCAAAGGCUAGUAGGAAAGAUGAAGAUGGGUGGAGCAACUGGUGUGGACGGGGGAGGAAGAUGUGAAAAAAGGAAGCAAGGAAGUAAAGACUAAAGGAAGAGAGAAAGUGUUUCCCAAGCAUUUUUAAUGGAUGUGUGAUUGAAGAUGAGAGGACACAACUCAUCACAGGCACAUCACAGUGUCUUUUCCUGCCUCUUUCCCCCUCUUCUUCAUCUUUUGAGAUUUCAGCUUGAUGUUUCUCUCUUUUAGGUUUCUAAGUCUUUCCACUUACAGCCUCUUUAAACAGCCAGUGGCAGGUAUCACAGUGUGUGACUUCACAAAGAGUAACCUGUGGACCAAAGUUGUGAUAUCAGCAGCUGACAGGUUGGUAUUCAGCUUGGGAGUUGUUGCAUUAACAAUCCUCUGUAAACUGGAGGGCAUCCAACGGCAUAUCAGCAGGAACUUUUAUUGUGGGAAAAGAUGAAACAUUAAGAUAAUUAUACACUUUGGCCUUUUCUAGAAAAGCUGCAAAGCACACAGAAGGAUUCCUAUACACUUCAGACUGAAGCUAUGGGAAAAAAACCACAUGAUGCAGCUGUUAGAUGGAAAAUUAAAUAUCAGAAAAAUAGCAAGCUUGUGGGUAACAAACCUUACAAAGGCCAUUAAAGCAUGACCGUCUGAGCAUUUAAAGUGACAUCAUUAGAGAACGGAUUGCAACUGGAAGCCAACUGUAACAUUAACAUGAAUCACAUGCAGUGAUGAUCUGUGGAACAGUAUCAGAGAUGUCCACUCAUUGUUUCAUGUGACACCAACCAGUGUCCUGUUGAAAUUUUCACCUGGGAGCCACCUGUCGGGAUCUCAUUACUCAAAUACUCUAUCAAUCAUUGAAUGUGUACUGUGCCUACAUCUACAGCAUAAGACUCAUGAACACGCAGACAGGGCGUCAGCAUUAACAAACACCUGAGGACUCUCUCUUUGAUCUUCGUUUUUUACAUUUAUGAACUCAAACUUUGGAAGCAGAAGAUGACUUACUGGAAGUUUUGCAGCAAAAGCAAAUACAUCAAGAUACAGAAAGUUUUCUUUUGUGUGCAGCGUGGUGGAAGUACCAUGGGAAGGCAUUUGAAAAUCAAAUUGGGGAAUUGAAAACAGCAGGUCUAAUGUAUACUGACAGCUGAGUUAUGAUUUGAAAUCCUUGUGGCACUUAAGUAGAUUCUGUUUCCAGUUAUUUUUACAUUUAUUGAAAUUUUUCUGCCCUUUCAAGGUACAAUAUCAUUUAAGCUGCAUUUAACAUUCUACAUUAAGCAUAUUUCAGCCACAUAAGAAAUGAAAAUAUCAAAACUGAGCUGUCGGGAUGGGCUUUAUAGUCAAAAAGCAUUGUGCAUAUAAAGCUACUCUUUACUCAUAUGAAGUGAACAAUAAUAUUUCUUCUGGUCUUUCUUUAAGCCUAAAGUUUGUUUUUUUUUGACUGAAAUAUAAAAAUAUCUUACAACUGUAUCAAUACUGUUAAUAUAGCACUUUCUCUCUGCUAUCUUUUUCUUUUUUCUUUUAGAAAAAAGAUUAUCAUAUUUGCAAGGAGUAGUCACAAAGUGAUGCUUUUCUGCUGGUGGAAAUCUCAAGGCAGCUGUGGGAUGAGACCUUUUCAGCAGUUUGAUUGAUGCCUCUAUUGUUGCUCAGAUGUUUAUCAUUAGCUUCCAUCAUUACAUAUUAAGGUAUAUUAUCACACGUUCAAAUCUUAUUAUCGUCUAAAAAUUAAUCUGUCAAUUCAUAUGUAAUAUUUUUGUUGCAAAACAAAUGCAACGCUCCCCUUUCCCAUCAGUAAAACAAAGAAUUAGUUUAUGAGUUCUUCCACUGACAUAUAAAAGCCUUUACAGCUUUACAGUUUUGUUUCUUCUUCCUUUGUUUUAACAUCCUUGCUUCUCCUGUUUUUUUGUUCACAAAUAAACAACAAACUGAUGCAUUGAGCAGUAAAUUUAGCUAAUUCAAAGGUUAUUCUUAAAGGGGCAAAAAGCAAAAUCGAAGGUGUGCUGGUGUGCAUAUCUGCCAGGCCGAUACAGCAUUACAGCAUACAUUUUGGUAUCGAUCCGAUACCAAGUAU
Melanotaenia boesemani (Boeseman's rainbowfish) is the source of this 4092-nucleotide messenger RNA. It is a transcript of the gene b4galt2, whose product is annotated as UDP-Gal:betaGlcNAc beta 1,4- galactosyltransferase, polypeptide 2. Gene Ontology annotation, biological process: carbohydrate metabolic process. The transcript is spliced from 8 exons. Gene Ontology annotation, molecular function: glycosyltransferase activity. Lineage: Eukaryota; Metazoa; Chordata; Actinopteri; Atheriniformes; Melanotaeniidae. The record is from RefSeq and is a predicted model, not a curated record. Bases 880 to 2028 code for a protein of 382 amino acids.